CAAAAAAAAAAAAAAUUUACCUACCCUUUCGACGAGGAUUCAUCCAUUUGGGAAGCGGCAGCAAUUUACCCGCGCUGGUUAGAUCCUGUAGCUGCUGCCGCCCCCAAAAAGUCUUCGCCGGUAGCGAGUCGUCGAUGGAUUCCCCCUCCCCCGGGGAAAUCGCCGGUCAGCCGUCUUGUCGGGUUUGGAGAAAGUGAUAUGCACCUGUACAAUGCAUGGCUGCCGCCGCCGGUCGCGGAGGAGACGAAGAAGGAAGGGGAGGCCUUCUCCCGCGUCGUGAGCUCCAUGCGAAGCUCGUACAAACCGGACGAUCCUGAUUCCGUCUACGCCACUAUCAAAUGGAUUUCCGUCCUCGACGUCUUCGUCAAGGCUAAGAGCGACGUGGCCUUGGAAGAUGUCACUGCCGUCGUGGAAAUUGGGCUGGAGCUGUUCGGUGUCUCGCAGGACAAGCUUUAUGCUCAGGUUAGAUGGGGGAAUAUCUUGGUGAGAGUGCUUAAUAAGUAUAGGAAGAAGUUGUCUCUGAAAAUACAAUGGCGCCCUUUAUACGAUACUCUGGUUCACACUCAUUUCUCAAGGAGUACUGGUCCAGAAGGGUGGAGGCUUAGGCAGCGACAUUUCGAGACCGUCACUUCGCUUGUUAGAUCAUGCAGGAGGUUCUUUCCUGCUGGUUCAGCCUUUGAGAUUUGGUCUGAAUUUAGUUCUCUAACGGAAAAUCCGUGGCAUAACUCAUCUUUCGAAGGAUCUGGAUUCGUACGACUAUUCCUCCCAACUAAUUUGGAAAACCAGGAUUUUUAUACCAAUGAUUGGGUGAGAAAGACUAUGGAGCUGUGGGAAUCUAUACCAAAUUGCCAAUUCUGGAACAGCCAGUGGGCAGCCGUUAUAGCUCGAGUCAUAAAGAACUAUGACUUCGUAGAUUGGGAAGGCUUCUUACCUGUGCUAUUCACUCGAUACUUAAAUAUGUUUGAGGUUCCAGUGGCGAAUGGAAACGGAUCAUACCCCUUCCCUGUUGAUGUCCCUAGAAAUACAAGAUUCUUAUUUUCGAAUAGAACAAUGACCCCAACAAAAGCUAUUGCUAAAUCAAUUGUAAGAUUGACAAUCCUACUCCACAGUAUUACUAUAUAUGUGCUUAGUUCAUUGUUGUCUCUUUGUAGGUAUUACCACCCAUCUAAUGGUGGCAGGUGGACUUAUUCAUUGGAGCGGUUCCUAUUGUAUUUGGUAAUUACAUUCCAAAAGCGCUUACAGCAUGAGCAAUUGAACAAAGAUAACGAUAUAUAUGCUCACCUAUUUCUGGGAAGACCAGAGAGGACGGCAUUUGUCAAAAUAUUAUUGAAAUUAAUUGAUCGUGGACAGUACAGCAAGAAUGAGAAUCUCUCUGAGACUGUAGCUGCAGCAACUUCUAUCCUAUCCUAUGUGGAACCCUCGCUAGUUCUACCAUUCUUAACAUCCCGAUUCCAUCUGGCCUUGGAGACGAUGACUGCCACCCACCAGUUGAAAACUGCCGUGAUGUCCGUGGCAUUUGCAGGACGCUCAUUGUUCCUGACAUCCUUGUCAACCUCUGCCAAAGAGCUACACCUUGUUGGUGAUAGUAACACAUUCAUGGAUCUUCUGAUGAUUUCAUUAUCGAAUGCAUUACUUGGUAUGGAUGCUAAUGAUCCUCCCAAAACCUUGGCAACCAUGCAGUUGAUUGGUUCUAUAUUUUCUAAUAUUUCUACUUUGGAUGAUAGCAUGGUUGACUCAUCAUUCAUGCCAAUGAUUCAGAUGUCUGAGUGGUUAGACGAGUUCUUGUGUCGGUUGUUCUCCUUACUUCAGCAUUUGGAACCUAGCAGUGUCGUGAGUGAAGGUUUACACUCGGCAGCAACGUCAGGGACAUUUUUAGUUGAGGAUGGUCCUUAUUACUAUUGUAUGCUUGAAAUCUUGCUGGGAAGGCUUUCAAAAUCACUGUACAAUCAGGCGUUGAAGAAAAUUGCCAAGUUUGUAAGGACAAAUAUUCUUCCUGGUGCAAUUGCUGAGGUUGGCUUGCUUUGCUGUGCAUGUGUGCAUUCGAACCCUGAGGAGGCCGUUUCUGCUCUUGUAGACCCUAUGUUAUCUGCUGUUAUAUCUUCCUUGAAAGGGACGCCAGCAACUGGAUUUGGAGGAAGAGGGGUCCUUGAGACCUCAGUUUCGUCGAAGGCAAAACCAACACUGUCUCCAGCUCUUGAAACAUCAAUUGAUUGUCAAUUGAAAAUACUGUCAGUCGCAAUCAAUUACGGAGGCCCUGUCCUUCUACAUUACAAGGAUCAAUUUCUAGAAGCUAUAGCAUCUGCCUUCGAAUCUCCCUCUUGGAAGGUUAAUGGAGCUGGUGAUCAUCUUCUUAGGUCCCUCAUAGGAAGCCUGGUCCUUUAUUACCCUGUUGAUCAGUACAGGUGCAUUUUAUGGCACCCUGAUGCUAGGGAAUUGGAAGAGUGGAUUGGCACAAAAGAUUAUGGUAAUGAGGACCCAUCUAUCGCGCCCAAAUGGCAUGUUCCAAAUGACGCUGAAGUUCAAUGUGCGAAUGAGCUUUUGUACCUUCAUUUGCAAUCAGCUUUAGAUGAUCUAUUGAGGAUUUGCCGAGAUCGAAUCCAUUCCGAUCCAGGCAAUGAGAAAGAGCACUUGAAAGUGACUCUUUUGCGGAUUGACUCUUCACUGCAAGGUGUUUUGUCUUGCUUACCUGAUUUCAGCCCAGCCUCCAGAAAUGGGAUUGUCAACGAUCCGUCGUACAUAACUAGCCUGAUAGCUGGAGCAACAGGUGCAACUGUUGGCAGCUCUGAACUGCGUGAAAAAGCUGCUGAAAUUGUACAUUCUGUUUGCAAAUAUCUUUUAGAGGAAAAAUCAGAUGAUAGCAUCUUAUUGGUACUCAUUGUGCGGAUAAUCGAUGCUUUGAUAAACUAUGGAAGUCUGGAGUUUGAUGAAUGGUCAAAUCACAGGCAGGCUUGGAAGUUGGAAUCUUCUGCUAUUAUAGAACCUCCCAUAAAUUUUAUAGUUUCAUCUCAUUCAAAAGGGAAAAAAAGACCUCGAUGGGCUCUUAUUGACAAAGCUUACAUGCAUAAUACAUGGAGAACAUCGCAAUCGACCUACCAUCUUUUCCGUACAAGUGGAAGUUUCUCUCCAUCUGAGCAUGCAAUUGUUUUGAUGAAUGAUCUACUCAACCUGUGUCUGCAUAGCUAUGAAACAGUUCGAGGACUUGCUGGCAAAUCUCUGCUCAAGAUGAUUAAGAGAUGGCCGUCUAUGAUCUCCAAAUGUGUGCUUUCUCUUACUGAAAAUUUGAAGAACCCAACUGCUCCAGAAUGUGCAGUCUUAGGCUCUUGUGCUGUGCUUUCAACUCAGACUGUUCUCAAACAUUUGACAACGGAUCCAAAAACAUUCUCUUCAUUUCUUCUCGGUAUCCUAUCAAGCUCUCAUCAUGAGUCCCUGAAAACCCAGAAGGCAAUCAAUGAGCUUUUUGUCAAGUACAACAUCUACUUCUCGGGACUAUCCAGGAGCAUUUUCAUACCAUCAGGCAGUGAAGUGGGUGGUUCAGAUUUUUCAGAUUUGGUUUCUCAGAUUAUAUCAAUGAGUUUUGAAUCUUCUGGCUUGCACUGGAGGUAUAAUUUGAUGGCCAAUAGAAUUCUUUUGCUGUUGGCUAUGGCUUCUAGAAAUGACCCAACCUUCUCGAAAAUCUUGAGUGAAACUACUGGUCACUUCCUGAAAAGUUUAAAGAGUCAACUUCCACAGACCAGGAUGCUUUCAAUCUCAGCACUGAACACACUCUUGAACGAAUCGCCAUAUAAGCUUUCAGCUGCAAAUCAAGGUGGUCCACCGGAGGAUUUACACACCAAUGUCAAAUCUUCCCUUGAAGGAGCAUUAAGUGAAAUUUUUCAGGAGGAGGGAUUCUUUCACGAGACAUUGAAUAGUCUAUCUCAUGUGCAUAUUAUCACCGACAGUGAUGGUUCUUCCAGAGGAAAUCAUGGGAACUCUUCUUUUCAAAGCCUGGCAGAUAAAUCAAUCACCCGCUUCUAUUUUGAUUUUUCAUCCUCUUGGCCUCGCACACCUAGCUGGAUCUCUCUACUUGGGGUUGAUAGUUUUUACUCUAGCUUUGCAAGAAUUUUCAAGCGGCUGGUGCAAGAAUGUGGCAUGCCCAUUUUGUUGGCUCUAAAAAGCCCAUUAGAAGAUUUUGCAAAUUCUAAGGAAAGGUCUAAGCAGUGUGUUGCAGCAGAAGCAUUUGCAGGUGUGUUGCACUCUGAUGUUGAUGGUGUAUUAGGAGCGUGGGACAGCUGGAUGAUGGGUCAGUUACAGAGUAUUAUUCUUGGUCAGUCGGUGGAGUCGAUACCAGAGUGGUCAGCCUGCAUACGGUAUGCUGUCACUGGAAAAGGAAAGUAUGGUACAAAUGUUCCCCUUCUGAGACAGCAAAUUUUGGAUUGUUUGAUAACACCCCUCCUUCCGACUGCAACAACUACUGUAGUUGCAAAGCGUUACACUUUUCUUUCUGCUGCACUCAUAGAGAUAUGCCCUCAAAAGAUGCCUGUGACUGAACUGGAGAUUCACAAUAAACUUUUGAAUGAAUUGUUGGCGGAUAUGUGCCAUUCAUCAGCCCAAGUAAGGGAAGCUAUAGGAAUCAACCUCUCUAUAUUGUGCUCAAAUAUCCGCCUCCAUUCGUCAUUCUCCCAUGAAGAGGCUGACCACGGCAGUGACAACCCAAAUAAAACAGAGACUUGGGUUGCAUUUCUUACAGAACGAGCAUCUGAGAUGGUCACAAGUAUUCAGAAUACUAGUCAGACAGACAACAUGGAGACAGCGGCUCAUUGUAGUGCUGAAAAUGGCACAUUAAAUGGAGAUAUACAAGAUGACGUGAAGUGGAUGGAAACGCUCUUUCAUUUUAUCGUCUCAACUUUGAAGUCCGGAAGAUCAUCUUGUUUGGUUGAUGUCAUUGUCAGAUUUAUCUAUCCUGUAAUUGCCUUACAGGAAACAUCAAAUAAGGAUUUAUCAACUCUGGUGAAGGCUGCUUUUGAGUUGCUAAAAUGGAGGGUGUUUUGGGAACCUCAUCUUCAGAGGGUUGUUGAAGUCAUUCUUUCUUCUUCUACUGAUUCCAACUGGCGGACCAGAUCAGCUACUCUGACGUAUCUACGUACUUUUAUGUAUAGGCAUACUUACAUACUCUCUAAAGCAGAGAAACAAAAAAUUUGGAGAACUGUGGAGAAUCUGCUGAGAGACAAUCAAGUCGAGGUAAGAGAGCAUGCUGCAGCAGUUCUUGCAGGUCUAAUGAAAGGUGGGGAUGAGGACCUUGCUUGUGAUUUCCGUGAGAGAGCUUUAGCGGAUGCAAGUGCCAUGCAACGGACGAGAAAGCAGCAGAGGAAUCUAAGAAGGGGCCAAUCGAUAUCAUCCAUCCAUGGUGCUGUACUUGCACUGACGGCUUCUGUAUUAUCUGUGCCAUAUGAUAUGCCCAGUUGGUUGCCAGAGCAUGUCACUCUCCUGGCACGUUUCGCAGCAGAGCCUUCCCCCAUAAAAUCCACAGUAACGAAAGCAGUUGCUGAGUUUCGGAGGACUCACGCUGAUACUUGGAACUUUCAGAAGGAUUCAUUCACCGAAGAGCAGCUCGAGGUUCUUGCUGAUACAUCAUCUUCAUCGUCGUAUUUCGCCUGAAACAAUCACCAAUUGAACCGCAUCUCGAAACAUCCAAAAUACUGAAUUAGUAAAAAGUGAUAGGGGAAUAGGCAGAAAAUAAUGUUUCUCUAGAUCGAGGAUGUAAUGCAUGAUAUUGUAUCGGAUUUGUGUUUGUAUUUACAUUUGUUAUACACUUAUUCAGGUUAUGAUAGCGAUAAUAUUGGAGUUUAUUGGUUUCUUUUUCGUUUCUUUAUCUAUUUAGUUUGAACUAGUUGAUGAUCCUUUCCCUAACUCUUUGUCGCCAUUUCUGGGACUUUUGUGAACUAGACCCACGGCCAGAGCUUCUCUUUCUGUCUUUGCUUUGGUUUUUCUAAACCAUAGGAUUCAUCAGCUCGUCCGACGGCAAAUCCCACAGAACAUUGUCGUCGUCAUCAUCGUCCUCGUCAAGCUUCUCCUCAUCCAUCCGCCCUCUCCGAUUCUCUCCACCUGCGGCGGUACAAGUGCUCCCUGUGCACAUGCUCUGGCUCCAUGCGUCCCCAUCAAACGACGGUGGCUCACCACCGCACUGGAACAUGCUACUGAUCCCGAAGUGUGCCGACGAUGAUGCAGGUAACUGGUCGUUAUUGUUGGACUCCCAGUUAUUGUUAAUGUUAGUGUUGCCAGUCUCUUGCAUUGCCCUCGAUAAGCCCAUCUUGAUCUUCUCAAUCGUGUCCUCGUCAUUCUCCUCGUGUUUUGCAGCGACGAAAGCUGGCAUUCCAGCAGACGACUGUUGGUUGUGGUGGUGGUUGUUCCCUGCUUGGUGGAGCUGGAAGUCGAUCCUUUUCUUGGUGAGCAGGUGGAGCAUCUCAUCUUUGAAGCAGCCGAGCGCGGCCUCUGCAAGGUGAGCCACCUGGGGUGGGGCGAGGGUGGUGGCUAUCUCAGCCAUAAGGUGGGAGAAUGGCUUGUGGGUGACUGGGUCGAUCCCCAUCCCGGACAGCUUCUUCUUCAGCUUGGUGUUCCAGUGGUUCUUCACGUCGUUGUCGGUUCUCCCUGGAAGUUGAGCCGCAAUCAACGACCAUCUGUUGCCAACGACGGAGUGGAGCUUGACGAUGGUGUGCUCCUCUGCAUCGGUGAACUUGCCACGCAUCAGGUCAGGGCGGAGGUAGUUGGUCCAGCGCAGCCUGCAGCUCUUGCCGCAUCUUUGCAGGCCUGACAAUGGCAGGAACAAGGAUGGAUGAGAAGGAAAAGAGAGAAGAUUGCAUUAGUCAAUGUGAAAGGAAGGUAGAAGGGUAAGGGAAAGACCGGCGUUUUUGGGGAUGAGGCGCCAGUUGCGGGUACCAUGUUGGGCGAUGUAGGAAGAGAGUUUGUUGUCUUCCUCGGGAGUCCAUUGGCCUCUCUUGACGUUGUCCUUCUCACAACAAGAUCAACUAAUCACCCCAAGUGUGCGGUGAGGAGGCCUUGAACCGAACCAACGAGAGCGAAGCAAAUGAGCAAGAGGCAGAAGACGCUGAACAAAUGCAACAGCACCCACUUGAGCGUCCAGGCCUCCACCUCCCUCUGCUUCACGUACAUCUCCACCGGGAAAUAGAUGCUCACCGGCCAGUACAUGAACCCUCCCAGCACCCCGAUCACCUGGUUGAAGUAGGGGAACAUCAUCGCGAUCGCCGUCGUCGACGCCACGUACAGCGUCCGGAAGCACAGCCGCAGCACCUUCACUUCCACCUUCCGGCCUGCCGCGGGAACUGGCAAUUUCACGCUGCUGUGCCGGACGAGGAUGCUGUCCGGGAAAGUCUCCACGAACCACUUCUCUGCAGUUGCGAACACCGGCUGGCAGUACACCUGAUAGCCACCGAGGAUGUGGAGCACAAUGCAGGCGUUGGCGAAGUCGAGAAGCCAAUGGGGGUGAGUGAAACCAGUCAAGAGGUUUCCUGGAGUGUCUUCCCCAAAUGCUGCAUACCCGAACCCUCCACAGCAGAGGUAGAACACUGUGGUCACUAGUAUCGCCACUGUGGAUGCCUUCUUCAUCGUCUCAUUCUCUGAAGGCGGGGAUUUCAAAGUGUCCUGAAUUUCAAUGAGGAUUAGAGAGUAGGGAUAGGCAAAUGCAAUGUCCCCAAGCGCUUGAGACACCUUCCACAUCUUGUCAACCGGAGUUGCUCCUCUUAUCCCUGUCAUGCUGCCCUUCACAUACCCAUUCUCCAAGACGCGAGCAAAGCCAAGGCCAAGACCAAUGAAGGAGUAGGCCAGAGACAUUAGAGCAGCAACAUUGGAGAGCCACUGAAUGUCGUGGAAGUUGGGGAUCUGAGACAUGAACAUCUCAGCCAAUCCAAACACCAGCAUGUGCCAGCUCAUGUCACAUGACCCAUCUUCUUUCUUCUUCUUGUUGUUGUAAGUGGUGCAGGCUGAUUGCUGAAUCGACCUCAUGCUGAUGGCGGCAGUGAUGGUGUAGGCAAUCCCUAUUCCGUACAUGCUUGUGUGCACUAGCACCCCGCAUGCCCACGCCUUUGUCCUCCCUAGGGUGAGGUUAACGGCCUGGAGAUAAGAGCGGUUCCGGGAAGGGCCGAGGAGCGGAUGCGGCGACCGGUAGCAGUCGCAGAGCAAGAACGCCGACACCAGAGUCACGGCGGCGAACAUCACCAUGGCUGCCGGCCCCGCCGCCCACCCCAGCUGGGCCACGCUCCACUGCAGCGACAGCACUCCCGACCCGAUCACUCCCGUGAUUAUGUGCGCCACCGCCGUCCACACCGUCCCGCUCCGCUCAACCGCCGCGGCUCCAUCUCCGCCGCCGGAGUAGGACGAGGAGGAGUUCUGGUCUCGCUUUUCUAGGAAUGCGACUCGCUUCUCGUCGUCGCCGUAACUAAAAAUCACUGCUUCCUGACCGGCUCCCAUCCCCGCCGGCAUACUACCAUCUAUGUGUUAUAAUACACUCUGUUUCCGGUGAGAUUUUCAGGGGACUUUCGAUUGAGCGCGAAAUAGUAGGGGACUGAAUGCAAAGAUUACUUCUUUCUUUGGUGUUUAUCUGUACUGUAUAUAGGGAUUGGAUUGGAUUGGAGCGUGGUGGGCAGUGCGCUUUUGUAGAUGAUAGCUAGCUGAAACAGUUGCGACGAUCCCGCUAGAAAAUCCGCGCUUCCUUCUCCUCCGUCCCGUCCCCUCCUCCUUUUAUAUAUCACUUCACUGCCUUUCUGGAAAGGGGGAAAAAACACAAACUAUUU
Linum tenue is the source of this 8783-nucleotide messenger RNA. Lineage: Eukaryota; Viridiplantae; Streptophyta; Magnoliopsida; Malpighiales; Linaceae. The record is from the annotation of a GenBank genome assembly.